AUGAAUUGCAUUCAGAAUGAUGAUUUAUAUAUAUUUUUAAGAAGGAAAGCUAUAAUAUUUUAUACAGUCUCUUUAUUUUUAGGUUUUUUUAAAGCAUUAUUAUUUAUAUUUAAUAUUUUAGUAUUUUGUUUUUCAACUAUUUUGAUUUUACUUUUCAUGUUUUUUGGAUAUUUUGGAGUAAUAUCAGGGAAACCAUCUUUGGUGCAUGCUGAUGUAUAUAUAGGCGUAAUAUUUUUUAGUAGUAUGCUAGAUUUUUUAAUUUCUUUUUUUUGUUGUUAUUAUAUAUAUAAGUUAGCAAUAGGUAAUCUUCAUUAUACACAUAUAAAAAAAGUGGAUUAUUAUUAUUCUUAUUCUAUUUUUAGUUUAGUUAUUGCGUUUUGUUUGCUUUCAACAAUAUUUAAUAUUUUUUCAAUAUAUUAUACUAGAAAGUUUAAAAAACUAUUGAAAUCAUUUUCAAAGAAAAAUGAAAAAAAAAACCUAUGUCUUGUCUAA
Messenger RNA from Plasmodium relictum, 492 nucleotides. RefSeq names its product conserved Plasmodium membrane protein, unknown function. The transcript has a single exon. Lineage: Eukaryota; Apicomplexa; Aconoidasida; Haemosporida; Plasmodiidae. The record is from RefSeq and is a predicted model, not a curated record. The coding region runs from base 1 to 492 and encodes 163 amino acids.